This is a messenger RNA of Daldinia vernicosa, 1060 nucleotides long. Its product is annotated as DASH complex subunit Dad2-domain-containing protein. NCBI's taxonomy places the organism in Eukaryota, Fungi, Ascomycota, Sordariomycetes, Xylariales, Hypoxylaceae. Gene Ontology annotation, cellular component: DASH complex; mitotic spindle midzone; mitotic spindle. The coding region runs from base 323 to 778 and encodes 151 amino acids. Gene Ontology annotation, biological process: attachment of spindle microtubules to kinetochore; mitotic cell cycle. The record is from RefSeq and is a predicted model, not a curated record. The transcript is spliced from 3 exons.
CUGCCGUUUACACAUGCAAACGUGCACGUCGCAAUUAAGCAUUCGAACAGAACAUUGGAUAACGAAAGUAGCUACUUUCGAGCUGAACAACUCAACAUCUCAUCUGCCAAUCUACGCUCCCGGGUUACGUGCCUUUAUGCUUGUUAUCUGAAUUCAUUGUAUUUACUCUUCAAUUCCUUGGAUUAUAGAUUGCCAUAGGACGUACUCGAGUUCCCCCCCACCUAUCUGUCGACUAUACACAGUAAAGCUAGGUAUUUUAGAAAGAUACCACCGACAGGUUCAUAUAAGACUUUGGCUAUCUAGGUCUAAUUACACUAUUACAAUGGCGUUUUCUUCGCGCACGCUACCUAGCCAUAUACGCCAAGCCUCUACCUCGAGCAAUCCCAGUGCUCAGUCUGCAGGGCAGUCAAGCGCACUUCUCGCCCGAGUCAAUGAGAAGAAGGCGGAGCUUGAGAAUCUAAAGGAGCUGCGGGAACUUAGCGCAGCUGUAGCAAAUCAGAUGGAAGCUCUCGAACAAAAACUUGCUACUCUAUCUGAUGGGACGGAAGCGAUUGCGACGGUAUUAGGAAACUGGCAUAAUGUUCUACGAGCUAUCAACAUGGCUUCAGCCAAAAUACCGAGUCCACGAAAUGCAGAAGAAACUACAUCCAAAGCCCAGGACGAUACUCUACCUCUACCGCAGACUCUAGUGCGAAUACCGACGGAACAUGCACCAGCGUUGCAAGCCCAGACAGAAGCGAUCAUGGAGGGCGAACAUAACUCAUCCUCAAUCUCAUAAGGUCAAACAGCCAAAGAGAUUAAUUCAUCCCCGUUAGACAAUAGGUACACAUUUUUAGAUACUUAAUAUGCCGUUAGGUGCAAGCACACAAAUCAUUGUUCAUAUAGAACUAGCUAUUAGGUAUCCGGCGUGGUUAUUUAAUUGUCUCUGACUGGAGCACUUACAUAUAUCCGCCAUUAUAUGUGGUCUAUUUUUAUAGGGCCAGCAGUUGCAGGAGUUGGGUGCCCUGAGUUUACGAAGGGUUAUUGUGUCGCGUUUUUUUUCUAUGGGAGUUUGCCCCAC